AUUUUUUUCCCAACAAUAUGCCCCAGUGAAAACCAACCAACAAACCAGGACAGAUGUUGCACAGUUGCUGUCAGAUCAAAGGCAGAAGGUCAGCACUUCUUCUCUCUGUAAAUUUGUAGCACUAACAGAUGGUUUUCAUCAACAUCAUCAAUACUGUAUUUUUGUUGUAGGAUAGAAAGAGGAGAAAAUAGUGAAACAGUGCAUCACAAAAAUAAUGUACUCGCUGGAGAGCAGAUCAUUUCCAUUUAAUUCAUGAGUUUUGUAGUUCGAUGUUGCGGUAAAAUGUUGACUAUUCUGUAUUUGUUGUGUCAUACCCGUGUUUCUCUCUGUCCAGAUAAAGUCCUUCUGUUUUAGUUGACAUAAUGUACCUCACACAGUUCUAAAAUAAACAUCAAAGUUUCUAAGCAGGUUUGAUGAUGAAACAAGGAAGAAAAAAGGAAAAAAAGGACAGAAACACCAGAAGAACAAUAUUGUGAUGGAUGGUUAAAUCCAUCAAAAGCCAUUAAUGUGGCCAAGAUGAAAACUUCGUGACCAUAAAGUGGCAGUUCUCACAACUGCCAUAAAUCCUACAGGUACAGAAGGAAAAGAAGGCAUUGAUGCAAAAUUACAAAUGCCAACUGACGUACUAAACCACCAGUGUUCAGACACUGACACACGGCAGCAGACAGAGGCGGAGUUUCACAUGCUCUGAGAAUUUAAGAUGAACUACCAACUGAUAACCUUCCCCAAAAAAAGCUCACAGUUCAACGAAUUCCGUCUCCAGGGUAGAUACUGUGAUGCUGUCAUCCGGGUGGAUAAUGUGGAAUUUAAAAUCCACAGGAUCAUCCUCUGUGACUGCAGUUCUUACUUUCGCUCUCUCUUUGAUUGCCAGUCAACUAAAGACUCACUGGAUUACGACAUCGAUGGUCUGUCUCCUGACACAAUGCGACUCAUAAUUGAGUUUGCGUACACUGGUUCUGUCACGGUGACACAGGACAACGUUAGGGAGCUGAUGCUAGCAGCUAAUAUGCUCGACGUACUGGGCGUGGUCCACACCUGUUCGAACUUCCUCUGUGAGCAGCUGAGCCCGGAAAACUGCAUUGGUAUCUGGCAGUUCACAAAGGUCUGCUUCAGCUCUGAGCUGCAACGAAAUUCCUUGCUCUACAUCACUGAUCAUUUUGAGGAGGUGGUUCCGACAGAGGAGUUCCAACUGCUCAGUGUGCAGGAGCUCACAGAAAUCCUUGGUAGAGAUGAACUCAACGUAAAGCAGGAGAGCAGUGUGUUUGAAGCCAUCCUUCACUGGAUUGAGCACAAACCUGAAGAACGACAGCAGCACAUUGUUUUACUUCUCCCUCAGUUCCGCAUGGCCUUGUCCAGCAUGUCAUACAUCAGCACACAUGUGGAAACCAACAAACUGGUGAAAAACAACCCUGAUUGCAAGCAGAUUGUUGAGGACGCUGUGCAUUUCAUUCAGAGCAUGAGACUAGAAAACUUCCCACUGGCCGUCCGCAACCCUCCUGCUCGACCUCGCCUGCCCAGUGUGAGCUUACUGACCGUUAUUGGAUCUAAGGAUAAUAAUGGUUUUGAAGGAAUUGCGGCUUACGAUGUUAGUGCUGACCAGUGGGUCAGUGUGGUAAAGACUUUCGACCAUUCUCGGGGCUAUCACGGCACAGCUUUCCUUGAUGGAUAUGUCUACAUUAUCGGAGGUUAUGACUUGGUGAUGUAUUAUAGCAAUAUGAGCAGGUUCGACCUGAAAACACACGCCUGGCACGAAGUUUCCCCAAUGCAUUACUGCCGUGGGUACGUGAGUGUCACAGUGCUGAGCGGCUACAUCUAUGCCAUAGGAGGCUAUGAUGGCCACACUCGCCUCAGCAGUGCUGAGCGUUACGAGCCCCGAUCCAACAAGUGGAGCCGAAUUGCACCCAUGAGCCUCAGGAGGAGCCAAGCCAGCUGUGCCACACUGCAUGACAAGAUUUACAUCUGUGGUGGAUACGAUGGGGAUGCUGUUCUGAGAUCAGCUGAAUGUUACAAUCCAGAGACAAACCAAUGGACCAUGAUAGCCUCUAUGUUUAAAAGACGCUGCGGAGUCGGAGUUGUUGCACAUGCUGGAUUUGUCUACGCAAUUGGUGGCUAUGAUAACAACUGCCCACUGAGGAGUGCUGAGUUCUUCAACCCCCAGAACAACACCUGGACCUCCAUAUCGUCUAUGGAGACCCCGAGAACUCACUUUGGCCUUGAAGUGAUCAAAGGCUACAUCUAUGCUGUUGGGGGCCAUUCCUUCACACACACGUCUGGUAAAAUAGAGUACUACGACAGCACAAGAGACCAGUGGUUUCUCACCCGCAACAUAAGGAACCCACGUACCAGUGUGAGCUGUUGUGUGGUUCCCUGUGGGACUGAGUACGUUGUCCCUCGAGAUUCUUUACCAUUUGUUCACUUGUCAUUACAAGGUGUGAUACAGAUCGGAGGGCACUGAGGUCUUGCUGAUGCAUCGGCACAGUGACUUCAUAACCACCCAGAGCUGGGACAGCACAGCCUUAAUGGGCUUGCCAUAGCAUCUUUUUACUAAGGGCUGCUACAGAAGUGGCAGUUUGACCAUACUUAACCCAGAGAAGAUGGAGUGAAAUAGAAGAGUAAUAGCCCUGGUAUCAUCUCUAAUGGAGUUUCAGGAGUAUUCACCUCUUCAUAGAACCAUCAUGGCGUUGUGUAACUCCUACAUGACAGAUGACCAUAAUGGCCACAUUCUCUGAAGAACAUUCUUUGCUAUAUUCCAUGUCAUUUGGAGUCAGUCAGUUAAACUGUGCAACACUCUUCACACUUGGUGCAAUGCCACGAGAAGGUGAUACAUCAAGCUGUUUAUCCUCCCUCUGUUAUCUGUAUUUGGAGAGCUGCUAAUUAUGUUCAUCACUACAGUAUUCUGUAGUUUAUUAUUUAAUUGUAUAUAGUAGUACAUGUAGUAUACAGUUUUUAUAAAUAUAGUUGUAAAGCAAACAUAUCACAAAUAUGACAUGUUUCUAAAUCUCACCGUACCUGCUGACUAAUUGUUCAAUUUUUUUUUCUUUUUAUUGUAACUGAAGUAGCAUUAGUUAGUGGUCACCCUUACUCUUUAAACAUUAUUUGUCAUUAGUGAAGACUCACCAGAGACUAAUUGUAAUUUUAGUGAUGUUUUGUCUGUUGAUGUGAAGUGAAGUGACGGCUACAUCAGUACGCUACAGUAAAUGUCAACAGACAUGGAUAUGAAAUGAAAAACUGACAUCCAAGGCCAUCUUUCAUUCCCUCUCUCACUCACUCACUCCUUCCCCUUAUGUGUGUGUGUGUAUGUGUGUUUGUGGGUGCAACCCUUAAAUGAUAUUUGUUGCUCUUUGUUGCUGCUGCUGAGAGGAAGAUCAAUAUAUUCAUGAAUAAUGAGCUGAGAUGAUAUUACUCAGGAAUAAAAGGAAGGACAGGGCCGUGAAAGUAGGGAAUCGUACCACCAGCACAAAAAUAGUCACACACGUGGAAGUUGACCUUGAAAAGAGGACAGAGACAGAGGACAGAGACAGUUAAGACUUGGGUGGAUUCUGUGUUUACAAAAACACAUCUAUAAGAAAAUAACAAUGUUUCAUUUCAAAUAGCACCUGCAUUAUUGCAGUACUUAAAGUAUGAAUAGGAAACUGUAAGUGUGGCUAUGAGUAUAUUUGUGUGUAUGUGUGUGUGUGCGUGUGUGUGUGUGUGAAAGCUGUGAAUUUGCAUGUGGCAGACCAGCCUUGCGAGAACAGUGCUGUUUGUGGUACAGUGCUGGAACAGAGAGCAGGUGGUAGAAGUGUGUGCGUACCCUGUGUGUGUGUGUGUGUGUGUGUGUUGAUAAGGAUGGAGGAGUACAGUGGAGAUUUUAUGAAGCUGAAGAUUUACAGUGUAUAGUAGUCACUCUGCCACACCAAAAACUAUCAAUGUGUUUAUUAUCCAGUCAUCUGGGGUAAUUAGUACCCACAGCUUCUAGUAUCAUUAUAUCACCAAAUUGUUGAUGAGGAAGUGCUCGCUGAAGGCUAACUAACAUGACACGACAUGCACAGCUUGUAUUUUAUCCUGUAAAUAAAUCUAGAAUUCAAACUGCAAUGUCUUCAAAUAGAGAAUGGUUGAUUAAAAACACAGUACAAUAGUGUACAUCUGCCACUCCCUGAGUGGAGCCAUGUUGUCAUGCGGCUCCUUUUAUCUCCGUAAUACACAAUCUCCUUAUCUGUCAGAGAACAGAUUCAAAAGAACACAAGGCUUUAUUCCAUUAUAGUUGCUAUAGAUAAGACACGGCUACUUUUGUCUGUCAUUUCAGAAGUCAGCCAUUGGUUAAAAGCUGAGCACACCAUUAGAACAUUACAUGACAGUCAGAGGACUAAAAGGAUUCAUCAAAGUACUGAGGUUCCGUGUCAUGUGCUGGGAGAGGAGAGUAUUUGGAAGGACAGCUCCAGAAGAUAAAUCAGAGAAAAUAAUCAUAUUCAUAGUUUAAGCCAGUCAGCACUGGGUUUACAGCAUGCAUAUAAUAGUCAUAGUGGGGCUGCUGUUGGAGUAGAUAUGGAAUAUGGCCACAGUUUUCUGAGCCAGGUGGUGAAAUUUUAAUGAAGACCUUUGCAGACUUUUUAAGUACCUUUGAGUCACCAGAGGAAAAACCUGUGUAAUACUUUGAUUAUGAGUUCAGCUAUAGAAAUGACUAAUCACUGUGUUGCCAUGCAUAUAACAUUCUGACAAUAAUUGUACAUUUUAAUUCUAAUUCUUCUUAUUAUUAUUAUUUGAAAAUAUAAGCAACAAAUUACAAAGUAGUUGCUACAUUUUAGUCUUCAUUCAUAAUAAAGACUAACAACUCCUGACAUGUUCGUUUUCUCUUUUAGUUUAAGGUCUCAUACAAGCAACAUGUCUAACAGUUAUGGCCGUCGGUGAUAUAUUAUAGUUUCAUGCAAAUAUAACUUCUCCGAGAAAGCUAGUUUUGGUGUAUCAUGCACAAUUAACAUUUCGGAACGGAUUCCAGUUCUAAUUCUUAUCACUGCAGCUUGUAUAAAAAUAUUGUUUUUGUUUUGUUUUUUUUCUCGCACAGUCAUAGAUUAGAAUGUUGAUACUUUACUCUUUUUCUUGUUUUUAUUUUGCUGCUUUUUUAUGGUCUUGACUUCAGACACCAAAAACUUCUUUGUUACACACUUUGAUAAAAAGUGACUUAAUUUGUGAAACCUGCCCCUUAGAUAGAUAGUGUACAUGUAAAGAUACUUUGGGCUGUAAGUAGCAGAAUGACAGUGUUCUGUAGGUUAACAAAACCUCCCGGCCUCCAGAAUUAGGUUAAAA
Cynoglossus semilaevis (tongue sole) is the source of this 5283-nucleotide messenger RNA. Its product is annotated as kelch-like protein 10. The coding region runs from base 701 to 2455 and encodes 584 amino acids. Lineage: Eukaryota; Metazoa; Chordata; Actinopteri; Pleuronectiformes; Cynoglossidae. The record is from RefSeq and is a predicted model, not a curated record. The transcript is spliced from 5 exons. Gene Ontology annotation, molecular function: protein binding.